AUGGUGGCAAUAUCAUACGGUAAAGGUGUAGUUCUCUGUGAACAAUAUGAUGGGACAAUAACUGGCCCAAAAUUUGCAGAAAUUGUCAAAUCUUUUCCAAAAGCAUUCAACAAAUCAUCAAGCCCUAAAGCGAGAAGAUUUCUGAUGGAUGGAUGCCCGAGGCAGAAUUCAAAAGUAGCAAUGCGUGCUAUCGACAAAGUGAACACACUUGUAUUGAAAAUUCCCCCACGAAGCCCUGAUCUUAAUCCUAUUGAAAACCUUUUCCAUACGCUAACAGUGCGACUAAACAACGACGCAUUCCAAAACAAUAUUACCAAGGAAACUUUCAAAGAGCUAUCAUCGCGAGUCAAAGAAACUAUUUUGAGCGUUAGUUCUGAAGAAAUUGACAAAAUUAUUGACAGUAUGGAUAAAAGGAUCACCGCAGUUCUUAAAGGAAAGGGUCAAAGAACCAA
This is a messenger RNA of Paramuricea clavata, 452 nucleotides long. The record is from the annotation of a GenBank genome assembly. NCBI's taxonomy places the organism in Eukaryota, Metazoa, Cnidaria, Anthozoa, Malacalcyonacea, Plexauridae.